Vicia faba (fava bean) is the source of this 930-nucleotide messenger RNA. The record is from the annotation of a GenBank genome assembly. NCBI's taxonomy places the organism in Eukaryota, Viridiplantae, Streptophyta, Magnoliopsida, Fabales, Fabaceae.
AUGGAAGGGUCUUAUGAUGUUUCAUCAUGUAAUGGAGGAGAAUCGACACAAAUAAUUGAAAAUUCUUCGCCUUAUGAUAAAUCAUCAUGCAUGAAAUUGUCAUCAUUUUCAUCAUUACCUUGGUUUGAUGUAAGAGUUUUUUAUGUAAGAGUAAGUGGAAUUCAAGUGAAUGAUGAAUCAACAUCGCAAUUUCUAUAUCUUCAUCAUGUACCUUUAAGUCCCGAUACGCUUUUAGAAAUAAACGGUGUUCGAAGUAACAUGAACAAUGAUGAAGAUUCUUCGAUUCUAAGAAGGGAUAGAAUUGAUAAGAAAUCUGAACAAGUCACUUUUGUGAAUACAGAUAGUAUAAGAUUAAAUGGCAGUAUGAAGUUUGAGAUUUGUGAUGAAGAUCAAUGUAUUCUCUCAUGUGUUCUUGAGAUGAAUAAGAGAUUUUGGAGUAUGAAUUGUGAAACAGAAAUGAAACCUAAUAGUGGUUUUUUCAAAGGAAAAAAUGUUUGUGUUCCUGAAAUUGAGGUUUAUGUUGCUGGUUGUUUCUUAGGAACACCUAUAAUCUUAACUAGGACACUGCAGUUCAAUUGUAGGAAGAAGCAGAAUAGGAAUUUGGGUAUGUUGGAUGUGAUUCCGGAAUACGAAACAACUGAGUACAAGAAAGAUGUUUCUGAUGAUCAUGAUCAUCAUGGACUUGAUUUGCAGGGAGCUGAGUACAGAAGCUUCAAACCAGAAAAAGAAGAGGAUUACAAUAACAUGUAUUGGCAAAGAACAGCAUACAUGGACAUGGAAGAUGGUGGUGAGCUAUCAUGGUUCAAUGCUGGAGUAAGAGUUGGUGUUGGAAUUGGACUUGGCAUCUGUGUAGGAGUUGGCAUAGGAGUCAGUCUUUUAGCGCGCUCUUACCGAACAACUACUCGAAAUUUCAAGAGGAAGUUCAUAUAA